AUGCUCAGAGAAGAUCCAGUGAAUGACGAAAAUCCUCUGGGACGACCUAUCAGCGCAGAAGAAGCAUCUUGGGUUGAAUCACUGACGUCAAUGGGUGUACUUGCUGGUUGUUUAUUUCCAGGAUAUUUGGCUGGAAAAUGGGGGAGACGCGCAACUCUAUUAUCUAGCAUUGUACCAUAUCUUCUUGGCUGGUCAUUGGUUGGCGCAGGAAGAUGUAUAGAAGUUCUGUAUGCAGGGAGAUUUAUUUUAGGACUUGCAACUUCUAUUGCAUUCGCUGUAAUCCCGAUCUACUGUGGGGAAAUUGCUGAACCAUCAAUUCGAGGGAUACUUGGUGCACUAUUUCAAGUGUCUAUUACUCUUGGUGAACUAUGGGCAUUUUGUAUUGGUCCGUACGUUUCGUACGUAAGUUUAUGUAUCGCUUGUGCUGCACUGCCGAUCGCUUUUUUUAUUUCCUUCUACAUAAUGCCUGAAUCUCCAUAUUAUUUGGCGGCAAAAGAUCGCAAUGAGGAUGUUGUCAGAGUGCUGACAAGUCUACGCGGAAAGAGUGAGGAUGACGUUCAAAUUGAAGCGGACGAAAUCGAGGUAGCGGUACGACUAAAUUGUCAUAAAAAGGCGAUAUUCAUGGACUUGUUUAAGGUCAAGGCAAACUUAAAAGCACUAUUUAUUACAUGUGCUUUAGUAUCUUUUCAACAGAUCAGUGGCAUCGCUGUGGUUGUUGGUUACUUAGAAGUUAUAUUCGCAAGUGCUGGGAACACUGGUAUGAGUUCAGCGCUGGAAGCUAUCAUCGUGGGCGUAGUUCAGUUAUUGAGUUCGUGUAUCAAUCCGCUGGUUGUCGACCGACUGGGACGCAGAAUACUUCUGAUCAUCUCUGGUACAGGUUCCGCUCUAAGUCUUGGUGCGCUCGGACUCUUCUUUUAUCUCAAAGAUGCAGCAAAAAGUGAUGUCAGUGACAUUGGUUGGUUACCAUUAACUGCACUGAUUUUAUACAUCAUUACCUAUAGUGUUGGAUUGGGUCCUCUUCCUUGGACAAUUACAGGGGAAAUGUUUUCCUCAGAAAUUAAGGUCAAAGCGUCAGGAAUAACCGUCUUUACUUGUCUCUUUUUUGCAGUUAUGAUGAAUAAAUAUUUUAUUAGUAUUGCAACGGCAUUUGGUCACCACACCGCAUUUUGGUUCUUCGGAAGUUUUAGUUUUUUGAGCGUUUUUUUUACUGUUUUCAUUUUACCAGAGACGAAAGGAAAAUCACUUCAAGAAAUUCAAAACGAACUUGCAGGAAAAGCUCAUUAAUAAUUAAUUGUUUGAUGAAUUAUUUUUUAAUAAAGCUUUAAAUUUAAAUAUUUAAAAUUUACAUCACCACAAUUUUAAUUAUAAUCAACAAUUCUGCUAUUAAAACCGGAUUUUGAUAACUUUUUUAUUAUUAUAUAUCAGCACU
Microplitis mediator is the source of this 1429-nucleotide messenger RNA. RefSeq names its product facilitated trehalose transporter Tret1-like. Gene Ontology annotation, molecular function: transmembrane transporter activity. Bases 1 to 1284 code for a protein of 427 amino acids. Gene Ontology annotation, cellular component: membrane. The record is from RefSeq and is a predicted model, not a curated record. Lineage: Eukaryota; Metazoa; Arthropoda; Insecta; Hymenoptera; Braconidae. Gene Ontology annotation, biological process: transmembrane transport. The transcript is spliced from 4 exons.